Molecule: messenger RNA, 1953 nt
Organism: Astyanax mexicanus (Mexican tetra)
Lineage: Eukaryota; Metazoa; Chordata; Actinopteri; Characiformes; Acestrorhamphidae
Product: pipecolic acid oxidase
Exons: 1
Coding region: 62-1225 (387 amino acids)
Cellular component (GO): peroxisome
Molecular function (GO): L-pipecolate oxidase activity; sarcosine oxidase activity; flavin adenine dinucleotide binding
Source: RefSeq, a predicted model, not a curated record
UUUGGACGUUGAGCUCAAACAGUGCUGCAGCAGCAGAACAGGACUGAUCUCGUCUGCAAACAUGGCCUCAGAGGAGUAUGACUGCAUAGUUAUCGGAGCUGGAAUUCAGGGCUCUUUCACAGCCUAUCACUUGGCCAAAAACAAGAAGAAGACUCUUCUGCUGGAUCAGUUUUUCCUGCCACACUCUCGAGGAAGCUCCCAUGGCCAGACCCGGAUCAUACGCAAAGCUUAUGAGGAAGAUUUCUAUGUCCACAUGGUGGAGGGGAGCUAUGAGCUCUGGGCCAGAUUGGAAAGGGAGGCAGGGGUAAAGCUGAUCACUCGUACAGGGCUGCUGUUGAUGGGUCCGGAGAAUGCAAAGGACUUCCAGCUGGUUAAGAGUUCUAUGCAGAACAACGGGAUUCCAGCUGUUUUUCUGCAGAGGCACGAGUUCAGCCAGCAUAUUCCCAACGUCAACCUGACACCAGGGGAUGGGGCACUUGUGGAAACCACUGCCGGAGUCUUGUUUGCGGACCGUGCAGUCCGAGCGGCACAGAUGGUUUUCCAGGGGUAUGGCGGCGAGAUCAAGGAUGGACAGAAAGUGCUUCAAAUCGAGCCAGGCUCUGUGGUCACCGUCAAGACCGGGUCUGGCAUUUACAGAGCAAAGAGUCUGGUGAUCGCUGCAGGUGCCUGGUGUAAUGAGCUCCUGACACAUGUCGGACUGCAGCUGCCGCUGCAGGUGUUGAAGAUUAAUGUGUGCUACUGGAAGGAGAAAGUCCCGGGUUCCUACAGCGUCAAGAACCGCUUCCCCUGCUUCAUACAGCUGCACCCAAAGGAGGCAGAAAACGACAUCUACGGCCUCCCCUCCAAUGAGUAUCCAGGGCUCAUGAAGUUGUGCUACCACUCCGGCAGCGAGACAAAUCCAGACGAGAGGGACAAGCAGACUGACAAGAGUGAUGUGGAGGUUUUGUCCCGCUACAUUGUGCGCUGCUUUCCAGGCCUCGUUCCUGUUCCCUCUGUGGUGGAGAGCUGCAUGUACACGGUAACACCGGACCAGAACUUCGUCCUGGACCAUCACCCCACUUACAGAAACAUUGUUAUCGGAGCCGGGUUUUCAGGCCAUGGCUUCAAGUUCAGCCCUGUUGUGGGAAAAGUACUGAGCGAGCUGAGCAUGGGGCAGGUCCCUUCCUAUGACCUGUCUCCUUUCCGCAUUGAUCGUUUCAGCACCCAGCCCAAGUCUGCUCUUUAAAACCAGACGGGAUCUGUGGCUGAUUAACAAGUGCAACUAAUUUUGCCAUGAAAAGCAGUUUUAUAUUUUAUGUCUAGAUUGUCUUAAUCAUGUCAUUGGUGCUGUUGAAUCAUGGACUCCACAAGACCCCUAAAGGUGGAGUCCUGUGCUAUCUGACACCAAGACUAAUGUAAGAAGCAGAUUUUGUAAGUUCUGCAAGUUGUGACGUGAGACCUAAAUAAGCAUAAAGUACCCCCUGACCUUGUUGACAGUACACCGGUCCUUGUACUUCCUUGGAGCAUGAUUGGAAGGUACUGACCGCUGUACACCAUAAACGCGAUGUUCUAGCACAGUUAUCUAGGACAUCACAACAGUUCGGUUAUUGGAAAACUCUUGUCAAAGAUUUCUAUGCUUGCAUUUUUUUCCUGCUUCAAAGUUUUAACUUGGUUGUAUUGUUAUGGCUGAUUGGUGUAUAUACACCUACACCUAUACACCUAUUUUUGCAGUUUAGCGACAAAAAUUGAUUUUAAAUGUAUAGAUUGAAUGUUUAUUUGCAUAUGCCAGUCUUAAAGAUAUCGUAACAUUUUAGAAACAGCCUGUUUAGAAAGAAAUGACAAUAUGGUUAAGUAAAUAAUAAGUAUAUUAUAUGCUGCUUAAAAAUUUAUUCUGAUACAGAUUACAGAGUAUUUGUUUAAAAAUGUCCUCUGUAACCUAAUUCACAGUUUUAUAAUAAAGUAAUGAUCAGUGUC